AUGUGCACCUGCACACGAGCGGCAGCGUUCUUGUUGAGGAGAGAAAUGGCCUCAAGUGAGGGGAACGCUCAGACAUAUAAGCUGGCAUCUUUAGAUCACGACAUCAACCAACACUUUCAGGACGCAAUAGAUGUGAUUGAGCAGCAUUCGCACAAUCCAUACUACGAACCAGAUUACAAAUAUUACGAGACCCUGGUUAGCCAGCAGUCGCCUGUCCAGUGUCAGGACUCCUGCUGCCAUAUCACACACCCGUCCAAUAUCUCAGCUCCAGCGUAUGACUGGAGUGACACAACUCAGCAGUCCUGGCCUCAGGUCAUGCCUGAUGUCUCCCUGAGCCACUCGGUGCAGAAUGAGCCCCUACAUUUCUACUCCAUCCUUCCACCACAGAGAAACAGCAAAGGCCGUAAGAAGCUGAGGCUGUACGAAUACCUCCAUGAAGCUCUGAAUGAUCCCAGCAUGUGCGACUCAAUACAGUGGACGGACAGCGGCAACGGCACGUUCCACUUCAUCUCCAAGAACAAGGAGAAGCUGGCAGAGUGCUGGGGCCAGCGCAAGGGCAACCGCAAGACCAUGACCUAUCAGAAAAUGGCGAGAGCGCUGAGGAACUACAGCCGCACAGGCGAGAUCGUCAAGGUGCGCCGCAAACUCACCUACCAGUUCAACCCGGACAUCCUGCACAGGCUCGGCUCUGCACAGGUGCCCGUGCGCCUGCCCUGCCAGCCCACGCAGGAGGAAGUGCACAGCCAGCAGGAGAAGGUCUCCGAGCAGACCUACUGCAGCUCUGCACCAACGGACUGGCACAGCUGGUACGGAUACUACCAGCUGCAGGAAGACUACGACCUGGGCUCACACACCUUGACCAAACUCUGA
Molecule: messenger RNA, 870 nt
Organism: Nematolebias whitei (Rio pearlfish)
Lineage: Eukaryota; Metazoa; Chordata; Actinopteri; Cyprinodontiformes; Rivulidae
Gene: spic
Product: Spi-C transcription factor (Spi-1/PU.1 related)
Biological process (GO): cell differentiation; regulation of transcription by RNA polymerase II
Cellular component (GO): nucleus
Molecular function (GO): DNA-binding transcription factor activity, RNA polymerase II-specific; sequence-specific DNA binding
Source: RefSeq, a predicted model, not a curated record